UGAAGACAAAGUUAGGCCUUGACAAAAGCGCUCAAGCAAGCCAUUCCACCAUUGACGGGUCUAAAGGCGGAGUGUUCAUCCACCAACAGAAUUCAGCCAAUUCACGCCUGCAAAACUGCAACAACCUUCCAAACAAAACCCAAUUCCCAAUUUCCAACCAAAAGCUUCUUUGUGAAUCCCAUCUCUGCUUUCUUCUUCUCCUCCUCCAGUUCCAAACCCCAGCCGCCAUUGCCACCAGCUUUACAUAGAAAAAAGAAAAGCUUAGCUUCUCUGUAUAGCUGUGGCAAUGGCGGUCUGGAGGCUGCAGAAUUUGAGAUGGGUCACCAUCAUUUUGGCCGUAGCCAACGCUUUUGUCUUCUUUCUUGGUGGGUUUCUCGUCUUUGGGGCUUACCGUUCUUGUGGUCCCAAGUUCGUCCUGCCCUUAGCCGUUGUGUCGUGUUUGGCUGGCUUCAAAAUCGCCACCAUGGUUCAGAGUGCAAUUGCCCAAGCAGCCACUGCAAGGACUGUUCUGGAGACUAAUGCUGAUGGCACUAACGUUUUCGACUCUGUUCUCCGCAAUGAAAGACGGAUCAGGUACAUAAAAUGGCUUUGGUGGGCUCGGUUUACAAUUGUUAUGACAGUGCUGCAAUUUGUUGGUGCAAUUUACCUUGUGAUCCACAUAGCUAACUGUAUCUCUAAUGGUGGAGAAUCAGGUCAUUGUGAUAAAGUACAAGACAGCAGUGAUUGGAAGCAACAUUUACUGGUUUUAUUUACGACCAUGGUAUGCUCUGUUGCACUACUACAGUGUUGCACAGGACCUCAUGUUCUGAGAUGGAGAUCUUAUUACGCAACCAAAGAUGAUGCAUGGAAAGCACACUACAGUGAGGUAUUCGAUCAUGGAAUUCGUGAGGCUUUGUGCUGUCUGGGACGUGUUAAAUACUUGAGUGUCUUGGAGGAAGAUGAAGUUUUUUCAGUAGCCAGACUACUGGGUGAUCUUGUUGCGUACCGUGCAUCAGGCACUGGAAAUUUGGAACUCUUGGCAGGUCUAGCCUUACUGCUGAAGCAGACGCAGCCUCCAAAAACCCUUGACGAGUGUUUAGAGGCACCUGUAGAACAGAUUCGAGAGGCUGCAGCUCUUCAUAAAUUUGCAGAAGCUGCCUACACGGGACCAUUACUUGAUCUUGGAAGAAAUCCCUUUAUAUUUCCUUGUGUGUGGCUCUAUAGGCAGGGGGUGUUGACGCCCUGGAUGCGUAAAAGACGGCCUGUACUUCAUGGUGAUAACUGGUGGAGGGGUCAUGCAGCGGCCUUUUUAAAAUUUGUUAAAUUAUCCCCAGAUGUACUACGACAAGGGCGUGUUAACCAGGGUAAGUGUGAAGCUGCCUACUUUGUUUUAGUUCUACAUCAUCUAAGGUCUGUAGUAAUUGCUGUGCGGGGGACUGAGACACCUGAAGAUCUGAUAACUGAUGGUUUAUGUAAGGAAUGCAGUCUUUCUACAGAGGACUUGGAAGGGCUGAUAAAUAGUAGUCAUAUCCCCCUUGAUUUGAGGCAAUACUUGGUCUCAUCUUUUCCACACUAUGGGCACUCAGGUAUUGUUGAGACUGCACGUGACCUUUUCAAACAAAUUGAAGGAAAUACAACUAAUGAUGAGUCUGAUUCAAGAGGUAUCCUUUCUUCCUUGCUGAGUCCUGGGUGUGAGUGUGAGGGAUAUGGUAUUCGUAUAGUGGGACAUUCGCUUGGAGGUGCUAUUGCUGCAUUGCUGGGAAUGAGACUAUACAAUCGUUACCCAAAUUUGCAUGUCUAUGCAUACGGGCCUCUUCCAUGUGUGAAUUUGGUUGUAGCAAACGCAUGCUCUAAAUUUAUUACGAGCAUUGUAUUCAACAAUGAAUUUUCAGCGCGCCUUUCAGUUAGGUCAGUCCUGCAGCUUCGAGCAGAUGCUAUCACAGCACUUUCAAAAGAUUCAAUAACUGAUAAAGCCGCAAUUUUUAGGCUUGCACAUCGUUUUCUACAUGUAAGUAAGUAUCAGCGGAAUGAGAUGGGUGUAAUGCAUCCAGCUUCUGAUGAUUCUGCUGGGACCAUUAAAUCCGAAAAUCUCAAUGAAAGUGAGAAUGAUUCUAAAGAAAGCGAGGAACAGGAUCAGAAAUUCGACCUGUGGAAUGCAAGUGACGGAGAGGAUAUUCUUACUGAAACUGAUCCAAAUGAAUUCCUGAACCCUUUUGCUACAGAAGUCAAUGCAUUGGGUGAUUCCAUGUCUCAGUUUAUGGAAACUGUCCCAUCUGUAAACUUAUCAUCCGGGGAUCCUCCAGAGUUGUAUUUGCCAGGUCUUGUAAUUCAUAUGGUUCCGCAACCAAGAAGUGUCCAUAAGUCUCUACAGAAUGGCUGUGGAUUUCGAGCGAGGGAACGAUGUCAUAAAGCUUACAUUGCAGAUAGAGAAAGCUUCAAAGACAUUAUUGUGUCUCCAUCGAUGUUUCUUGACCAUCUCCCUUGGAGAUGCCAGAAUGCAAUGGAAAUGGUAUUGGAAGAUUGGAAUGCAAAGGGUUUACUGAAUGACUCUCAGAUUGUUGAUGUGUAUUAAGGCCGGUUUCUAACAGGUUAAAUUUGAUCUUACCCUAGAAUGCACUGAUGCUUCUUGCCAUUAUUGGCGAUAGUGCUACAUGUCAGAUCUUAAUCUAAUGGAAUAAAUGAAGGAUGCUUAACAAGAUUAA
Messenger RNA from Ziziphus jujuba (common jujube), 2681 nucleotides. RefSeq lists its product as uncharacterized. NCBI's taxonomy places the organism in Eukaryota, Viridiplantae, Streptophyta, Magnoliopsida, Rosales, Rhamnaceae. Bases 287 to 2551 code for a protein of 754 amino acids. The record is from RefSeq and is a predicted model, not a curated record. The transcript is spliced from 14 exons. Gene Ontology annotation, biological process: lipid metabolic process.